GUCUAGCACGUCACGUCACAGUUUUGUCGGGCUCCGUGAGCUGUCAGACUAUUCGCGAAAUCCGAGAAUCGAAAUUAAAUAAAUUUCUGGAGCAAAAAUGGCUAAUACUACCCAUAAUAGCCCUAGAGUAAGCACAGAGAAGGUACCCUUAGAGACUGACGAAGGUAUAAUGGAGAGUGAAGAACGGAAAUGGGGCAUACCUUUGAAAGACAUGUAUAAACAAGGGCUCGCCUUCUAUAAAGAUAAGGAAGGAAAAGCUCUCCACCUAAGCUAUGAAGACAGGUUAAAGCUUGUAGCAUAUACACAGCAGGCAGCACAUGGCACAUUGGACUUGAAUUCUGCUCCACCGUUAGGAGUUCUGGAUGUGAUAGGGCGGGACAGGCGGGCGGCAUGGCAUGCGCUCGGCAACAUGUCUCAAGUACAAGCUAUGGCAGGCUUCUUACACACUCUAGAAAGAUUAUGUCCCUUAUUCAAACCAUAUGUGGAAGCUAUACAAAAGGAUCUUGAGGCUAAAAAACAACAAGAGGAUAAGAAGCAAAAAGAGGAGAAAGCAAACACAGAUCUCCAAAACAGAAUAAUAGAAGAGAAACAAAAACAACAAAGUACCAAAUUAACUGAAGAACAGCAAGUUCAAAAAGUCAAAGAUGCCCUCAAUGCCCAAACCUAUGACCAGUUCCUACAAUACGCACAACAGCAAUUCCCUGGGAACUUCGACCAGCAAGCCAUCCUCAUCCGGCAGCUGCAAGACCAGCAUUACCAGCAGUACAUUCAGCAGCUCGCCGUGGACCAGAGGCUCGCCAACUCUAAUAUAAAGACGGACAGCUUGGAGGAUAAUGGGAAUGAAGAGAAGAAUGAGGAUAGUGGUGAUUGGGACACAUCAGAUCUGGAUAAUAAGAACACAUCUGUAGCUUCAGAAACUGAUCCCAUUCAAAUUCGACCUGAGGACGAGGCCACAGAUCUUUUGGCGCACAAAGAAGAUACGAAAGCAGAUGAAGAGUCUGAUGAAGAUGACAUAUUCCCACCAGUAGAAGAAGCGAACAUGUGGACGCGAGGCGAAAUAAGCGUGUUCAAAGAAUCGGCACGCGCGGGCGGCGGGCGACUCACAGUCGGUCACGGGGAGACUGUGACUGUGAGGGUGCCCACACACCAGCGCGCCAAGUGUCUCUGCUGGGAGUUCGCUACCGACAACUAUGACAUAGGUUUCGGUUUAUACUUCGAGUGGAGUAAAUCGCCAACGAGCGAGGUCACCGUACACGUCUCAGAAAGCGAUGACGAAGACGACGCCGAUGAUGAUGGCUACGGAGAUGAAGAAUACACAGUGACAGAAGGAGGCUUAGACCCAGAGAUGGGCCCCGAGCGACGCGCGAUGCAGCACCAAAGGCCUCCGGUCAGCAUCGUCGUGCCCAUAUUCCGCAGGGAUUGUCAUACUGAGGUUUACGCCGGUUCGCACACGUACCCCGGCGAAGGAGUGUAUCUACUAAAAUUCGACAACACCUACAGCUUAUGGCGAUCAAAAACCCUUUACUACAAAGUAUACUAUACACAGUAAAAAAUAAAUUGUUCCAACAGAGCCAUGACAAAUUAUAAAAAGGAUAUCGUUUAUAGAAGAUUGUAUAUUUAUUCGAUUUAUGAGACUUACUCAUUCUGCCAGUAUUUGUGAUGAUUUCUAGCAAAAGGUACAAUUUUUGAUGGAAAUCCUAGCAUCUUUCAGUAAGAAAGAAGGGACUUCUACCUUUUGACUGAGAACUACAGAUUGUUAAUAUAUUGUUUGAAGCGCAAUAUGAAUUAAAUGAUAUAUUUAAAAAUAUUUUAAGCGGGUUACUCACGUAUUAAGUCGAUAUAACGCUCGACAUGUUCCGAUCCAUUUCCGAGGAUCUUUUUCAAGAGUAGCGACCCCGCCUCUACGCCUCGAGAGCGCGACGCAUACUGCGACGCAUAAAUGAUUUAUGUUCAGUUUCAUUUCUACUCGUAGCUUAUUUUAUUUCUAUGGCAUAAAAUGAUGCAGGUGGGAAAACUGAAAUACUUAUUUUUCUAGUCCUAAUACCCUGUUCUUACAGCCUAUACUGUAUCAAAUACCUUAAAAUUCUAACUGGAACUCAGUUCUAACUGGAACAAUGACACAAAGCGUUGUAUGAAGGCAAAAUAUUAAUAGGCUUUGAAUAAGGUAUUUGGCUUAAUAAGUGUUUUAUUAUAAGCAACUAAUUUGCUAAACACUGCUAAUUUACUUCACUACUCAAAUCUUAUUUUAAAUCUGAAGGCCAAGUUCUAGCAUUAAAUUUACAGAAAGGGUAUUAAAGGCGGUUACAGACGAGCGUUUUUUUACGCGCGUAAAUCGUCGUUUCCGCAGACUAUCAUAUACGCCCGCUACGCUCGUAUACGAGCUUACGUUAGGCGUUUGCGUUAAAUACGUACUAGAACAGGGUUAAAUAAUAUGAAAAUGUGUGUUUACUCAUACUUUGUGGUAAAACCAAUAUCUAACAAUCUACACAACUGAACUUAAAAAAAAACGAUUUUAAUAAGUUAAGCUUUGUACAUUUACAUUGUUCCUACUUAGUUUUUAUUUUAACAUAAAUUUAAUUAUCGUGGUAGGCAUCAUAAAGGUUACCAUCAGUAUAUUCCCAGUUAUCACCAAGUUAUACACGACAAUUGAUUAAAACUAAAACGUAUACCCUCCUCAUAUUUCUCAUUUAUGGCUUUUCCUAGUUGGUCUUGUACUUUCACGGCUGUUACCAGAGGUAGUGAUAACAAUAAUAUAACAGGUGGGAAUAAUCCUUACCAUUCGCCUAAUUUGUCCAGGUCUCAAUACACUUACACUUAGUUUAGGGAGACUUGAGGCGAGUUGAAACAGGGGUAAGUUGAAACAAUGUCAAUUUUUCAGUAUCUAAUAUCGUUUUUUGAGUCAAUGUCGCAUGAGGGACGGUGGAGGGUUUUUUCAGCUCGAUAAUAUGUUUUAAAAUUGUUAUUUUUUCAACUUACCUCUGUUUCAACUCGCCUUCGUCUCAAUAAUUAAUUCAUUGCACAUUAAAUUUUUGCCAUGUUAUAGUCUUCAAUAGUACCUAUGUAUUUUAAUAGCACAUCCAUACGUAUAUUUAAAUAUUGUUCUCAUGUAAUAAUGAAUGAAAUGAAUUAGUCUUUAAUUCGCAAUAUGCUGUGUAUCGGUCACAAUUAAUAGACAUAUUUGUGAUGAAAACUCCUAACUUUUAAAAUAACAGUAAAAAGCCUGUAGUCAUAUUGAAAAGGGGUUCAUACCCGCGCUGUCUGUAACUUGUGCCCCUUUUCUUCAAUGUAAUAACAACUAACCAAUUAAUAUUAUUAUAUGAUUGCCAAAAUAUUCACCAACGGCUUGAUAAGUAUGCGACUGUUAAUACCUACCUUAUAUAGCACAAUGUCGAAAAUCAAAUUUCCGAAGUACGAAAUUCCAAAAGACAUGAUAUCGAAAAUCAAAAUUGAUAAUGUACGAAAUUCCUAUUUCUUACAGAUGCAUGUACUACUAUAGCUAAUUGGCCAAUUUUUAGAAAGGACAAUACUGCUAAUGUACGAUAAAUACGAUCGACAUUUUUCCUACAUCUAGUUGAUCUAGUUAACCUAAGUUUAAAUUUUAUUAACAGUUAACACAUUGUGCUACGUACAGUCAACAACACAGCUGUGUAUACAGACAAAGUGCCAAAAAUAUGUAUACAGAACUUUAUUACCUGUACAUAAAGGUGUGUAUACAUAUUUUUGGCACUUUGUCUGUAUACACAGAUGUGUUGUUGACUGUACCCUUAUAUAGAUACAGGGUUCCCAUGACCAUAAAUUAAAUAACAAACAAUCUCUGAUUUUAUUAAUGCUACUUUAUCAUAACUAUCUAAAAUUCUGUUGUCAAUAACAUCCAGUAUAUUAAAAUAAUCACCUUUUAUAAGUAACAAGAUACAUUUUUAUUUAUAAAACAUGCUUAGGUAUUAAAAUUCCUAGUUAUGAACGUCGUGCCCAAAAAAGGUAAUUAGGGCCACAAUAUUCGGUGAAAAAUAGUCACCCUUAGGGUCUGCCCAAACAUAUCGACGUGGAAUCGACUUUCGCCGACCAAAAAUCGCUCGAGCCGAUUCGGCAUCGAUAGGUUUGGGGAGACUCUUAAAGUCAGGAAUACGAACGGAGAAUUUAAUAUUGUAUAUAUGUUAAUAACUUAUAUAUAUUUAUAUACCGGGUAAGAGGGAUAUAAACUAGGGAAUGCAAACCGGUUAUAACCGUAACCGAAAUAAUCGGUUAUAACCGGUUAUUUGCCAAAUUUUCAUAACCGACUAUUGGGAAACUCAACCGGUUACGGUUAUUAUUUUAUGACUAAAAUUCGUUGAAUUGGGCCUUUAGUCACUCCAAAAUACUGCCUAUUAUGGCUAUGACUAUCAUUUUGUCGUUCGAGUACUUUAGUAACGAAAAUAUAACUAAUAUCUUCCCUUACUUGUGAACGAUUUUGAUUGGAUAUUGUAUCACGUCAAAGGCCUUAUUAUCACUUUCACUAAAUUGCGGUUUUUAUUCCAAAAACACAGACUUACGCUUACAUUAUCUAAUACUUUACCUUUAUUUUGGUAUAUUUCGAUUAUUUAAUUGAAUAUUUACCACUUUUUGUCGAAAAUAACCGUAACUGAUUAUAACCAGUUAUCGGUUAUUUUUCGUGCAUCCGGUACCGCAACCGGUUAUGAAAUUUGGUCGGUUAUUGCAUUCUCUAAUAUAAACAUAGGUACUAUAUUUACAAUAAGGCAUUGGUGUGGUGUUCAUGUGCCAUUAGGGGAACAAAAUGUUGAAUGUAAAUACAAAUGUAACUUGACGAGAUUCUUUACUAUAUGUUCCUUAACCCUUUAUCGUCGUCUAACAUGGCACAUUCUAAAAGUUAAUUUACAAAUUUCCAUAGAUCCCUACUAUAUAUUAUAUGUUUUAGCGCUGUUUAUGUUUACAGGUUAUAAUAUUAAAAAAAAAACAUUUAAAAAUGUUUUAAGCGGGAACGUUCGACAUGUUUCGAUCCAUUUCCGAGGAUCUUUCUCAAGAUUAGCGACGCCGCCUUUACAUGUCGAGAACGCGACGCAUACUGCGGGCGCUUGCUCUGUGUGCGCGGGCUUUUUUAAAUAUGUUUACAGGUUAUGUUGUUUUUUUACUUAAAACUAUAAUUUAAGGGGAUUCUUAAACUGAUGGUGAUGUAAAAUACUAAAAAUUAUUUACAUAUCUUCAAAUAACGUUAUGUUGGCAAUAUAAGGACUUUUGGUAAAUAUAAAAAUGCCGAGUUCCAACAAAAUAAUCGGCAAUUAAAGGUAACAAUUCCGCGAGUAUGUCCCUUACGAAAUGAGACUCUUCUAAUACUUCUGAGAACGCUAAUCAUUAUUUGACUAACAAACUGACAGUAUAUUUUAAAGCUUAAUGUAUGUCAUUGAAGUUACUGCCAUACAAUGCAAAAUCAUUUCGUAAUGGACAUGCUCGUGAAAUGCACUAAAAACGGUCAUCGCGUACAUUCAGUUUGGCAAAAAAGCGUAGAAAUCGAACUAUUUUUUUAUCAUAGCAACACUUCUUUCAUACAGAAGUGUUAAAAUAGUUGCCACAUGCAAAGCGGUUUAGAUAGACGGUGGCGCCACUAUUAUUUUCUACUGUUUUUUGCCGGGCUGCAGUCUUUAGAAUUCCAAAAUUUUACCAUUCAAGAAAUCCUUUAAAACUCUCUGUUUAUAAGUCUUAUUUAUUGACUAGUAUUUAGUAAGAUGAUCGUGUAGUAUUAUCAAUAGCAUUUUUAACGUAUAGUGAUGUUAGAUCGAUUAUACAUGAAUGUUAGAACCUAGCAUUGUGUUACAUGUCAUUUCGAACUGUAUUUUAAUUAAUUUGUUGUAUUAUAUUAUGUUAAAUCUCUGUCGUUAGUAGUAUCAGCCCUAAAUAUAUCUACAAACAUUGUGCAAUGAAAAAUAUAUUUAAAAAAAAUUGUUAUGUCCUCCCAGUGUCUAUGAAAGUUCCAAGACUAUUAUUUAAUAAAUUAUAACACGA
Messenger RNA from Leguminivora glycinivorella, 5994 nucleotides. RefSeq names its product Golgi resident protein GCP60. Bases 98 to 1549 code for a protein of 483 amino acids. The transcript has 11 exons. Gene Ontology annotation, cellular component: Golgi membrane. The record is from RefSeq and is a predicted model, not a curated record. Gene Ontology annotation, molecular function: fatty-acyl-CoA binding. NCBI's taxonomy places the organism in Eukaryota, Metazoa, Arthropoda, Insecta, Lepidoptera, Tortricidae.